This is a messenger RNA of Geodia barretti, 552 nucleotides long. The record is from the annotation of a GenBank genome assembly. NCBI's taxonomy places the organism in Eukaryota, Metazoa, Porifera, Demospongiae, Tetractinellida, Geodiidae.
AUGGCCUUCAUGGGUGCCCAGCGCCCCACCAAAUACACGGCGGUAGCAACUGCGAUAAAGCUGAAGAAGCCGUGCCAACUCAGCAAGAAUGAUCCUGACGAGAUUAAGAAUGGCCCUAUAUCGAUUUCAAUCAUUUGCUACCUUUGCAUGCGUCGCUCCCCAAUAUCCAAGGAAUUGUUGCAAUUUGCAUUUGAACCAUUCCUCUUGCAGGGGAUGAUAGUUAACUCACACGGCAGGUCAAAAAUAGCGGUGUACAGUUCGUGUGUCAAUAGAAUGCAGAGUAGUGUAGACGGGUUUCUGGACUAUAUGACAGUCGAGCGUGGCGUAUCGCCAAAUACGCUUGCCGCCUAUGGAAGUGAUCUGGCCCAGCUUAUUGAGUACUUGAAGACCAACUACUUCAACGGCAACGGCGGGGGAUGGGAAGGCGUUGACGAGGACAUGAUGUCGCAGUAUUACUUCAUCUUCAUGCAUUGGAGUAUUCCGAUACGACUCGAGCUCGUAAAGUCGCUUCGAGCAAGUCGCUCUUCAAUUUCCUGGUCGACGAAGGUAUAG